Molecule: messenger RNA, 1824 nt
Organism: Ictalurus furcatus (blue catfish)
Lineage: Eukaryota; Metazoa; Chordata; Actinopteri; Siluriformes; Ictaluridae
Product: tripartite motif-containing protein 16-like
Exons: 4
Coding region: 798-1406 (202 amino acids)
Molecular function (GO): protein binding
Source: RefSeq, a predicted model, not a curated record
UCAGUUUUAUCGCUGUGUUGGUUGUUUAUAUUGUUUUCAGUUUCUAAUCAAUUUUAUUUUAGACACGUUUAUGUUUGAAAAUAUUUGAUUGGGAAAAUGUAUAGUAUGAAAAUGAGUGUCUGGAUUUGGUGUGGUUGGUGCAAAGCCCGGUCAACACAGUCACUAGUGGAGAAAGAAAGAUGGAGCUUUAGAGUAAGCUCAUUAGGAAGAACUUGGCUUCAGGCAUGGUCUUUCUCACAAACAUUGGUAAUUUCAUAACUCCAUUGAAUGGUCUAGAAGUAAAAAGUGUGAAUUUUUAAUCUGUCAGAAUGCGAGUGGAUUCAUGGUGUAUUUAUGUGAAUAUUUCUGAACUACCUUAACGUAAUGAACAGAAGUAACAUUAUUAUUUCUUCCAGUUGCCACUUUCUCUUGUUCUCUUUAAUGUUCCCUGGAAUCUUCUUGUCCACCGCCCAACCCAAACCUGUUUUCUACUCUGUUUUUGACUAAGGCAUUGAAUUUUUCACCUGUUGAUUUAAAGCCUGCCUGUACUUGCAGCCAUAUAUGCUACCUGACAUUUGUGUAACAUGAGUGAAUUUGCAGAUCAUACUGACACAUUGAGUUGCUGACAUACGAAUAAUGAACUGUAUUUUGUUUGGCCUCGAAUGAGCUAAAGAAGAAGCAGAUGAAAUUCCUGCAGAGGGUGAGGAAGAAGCAGGAGAGGGUGCAGGAGCUGAAACAGACUGUGGACACUAUUAAGAGGGCGUUCACAGGCAGCAGUAGAUGAGAGUGAGAAGAUCUUUACUGAGCUGAUCAGGUCCAUGGAGAAAAAGCGCUCGGAGAGUUUCCCGUCUCUCUGUGUUUCUCCUCGAACUGAGGCCUCACCCACGUUCACUGUCAAUCAACAUCUCUCAUUUGAUGGAGUGAGGAAAUCUCUCUCAGAUCUGAAAAAACGAGUCGAGGAAAUGUAUUUCUGUUAUCUGACUCUGGAUCCCAAUACAGUACAUCAUCAACUCAUUCUGUCUGAGAAGAAUAGAGCGGUGACACGUGGUAGGAAAGACAAGCCAUACUCUGACCUUCCAGAGAGAUUUGAUUCACGCAGUCAGGUGUUGUGUAAGGAGAGUGUGAGUGGACGCUGUUACUGGGAGGUGGAGUGGAGCGGUAUUGGUGUGGACAUAUCAGUCUCAUAUAAAGAGAUCAUCAGGAAAGGAGGGGCAAAGGAGUGUGGGUUUGGAUGCACCAGUCAGUCCUGGAGUCUUCAGUGUUACUCUUCGUCUCUCUGUUUCUGGCACAACAUUAAGACUGACCUCGGAAUUCCAGUAUCCUCCAGAAUAGGAGUGUAUGUGCAUCACAGUGCAGGAACUCUGUCCUUCUACAGCGUCUCUGACACGAUGAAGCUUCUCCAUAGAGUCCACAUCACAUUCACUUAGCCUUUAUACCCUGGGUUCAAGAUAUGUUAUUAUUACUCAACUUUGAAGUUAUGUGAUCUAAAUUAAAUGUUUGUAAAAGUGCUUAAUAAAAUUAAAACUGAGGUGUCAGAUUUCAUUUCAAAAUGUAAUGACAUUAUGUUCAAAUAAAUCUAUUCUAUAUAUUAAUAACAACAUAAAGUUGAUCGACCAAGUCUAAAUAGGGGAAGUCUAAAACUCUGGUUAUUGUAAUCUUACUCUAGUUAACGUGUACAUAGGAAACUAUGGCAUGAUUAUAUGAAGCUAGUUUUACUUAGAUAUUAUUGGUCUGUCUCUGUAGAUUUUACUGGUCGUGACCUCUGACUAGAGAUAACGUUGCUAUAACUAAGUGUUACUAUCUAAGGGGACUAAUAAAGCACUAUUUAGGAAAGCGUAAGCAUGG